This is a messenger RNA of Engraulis encrasicolus (European anchovy), 1461 nucleotides long. RefSeq names its product zinc-binding protein A33-like. Lineage: Eukaryota; Metazoa; Chordata; Actinopteri; Clupeiformes; Engraulidae. Gene Ontology annotation, cellular component: cytoplasm. Gene Ontology annotation, biological process: protein ubiquitination. Bases 200 to 1255 code for a protein of 351 amino acids. The transcript has 6 exons. The record is from RefSeq and is a predicted model, not a curated record. Gene Ontology annotation, molecular function: ubiquitin protein ligase activity; protein binding.
UCAGACACGUCGUCAGCUACCGUCUGAGCAGAAAGCAAUCGACGUGAGUGGGUGCUGAACUGAAGGUGGUUUGUGCACACUACAGGAAAGCUGCUUCAGAAACUUGGAAAUAAGCGCGUCGUGUGCGCCUGGUGUAGAAGAGGCUUCGAUUAACCCGAGGUUGUUGAAGGGAUACAUAGAAACUAGAGAGCUACAGAAAAUGGCAUCAAAAUCUGAAGACCAGACAGCACUGGAUCGCAAGGAGGAGCUGAAGACUGCAUUGCAGCCGCUUCACAAGAAGCUGAAAUCGUUUAAAAAGGUGAAGAAGAUCUGUGAUAAAACAGCACAACACAUCAAGACUCAGGUUCUCCAAACAGAGGGACAGAUCAAGCAGGAGUUUGAGAAGCUUCACCAGUUUCUACGAGAUGAAGAGGCAGCCAGGAUAGCUGCACUGAAGGAGGAAGAGGAGCAGAAGAGUCAGAUGAUGAAGGAGAAGAUUGACAAGAUGAACGGAGAGAUCUCAUCUCUUUCAGACACAAUCAAAGCCAUAGAGGAGGAGAUGGAAGCUGAUGAUGCCACAUUCCUGCAGAACUACAAGAGCACUGUGGAAAGAGCCCACACUGCUGGCACACUGCAGGAUCCAGAGAAGCUUCCAGAAGGAGCUCUGAUCAAUGUGGCAAAGCACCUGGGCAACCUGAAGUUCAGAGUCUGGGAGAAGAUGCAGGAGAUUGUUCAAUACACUCCCGUCACUCUGGAUCCCAACACUGCUUACUCAGUGCUCGCCCUGUCUGAGGAUCUGACCAGUGUGAGAUGGGGUAGUGAGAUCCAGCCGCUUCCUGAUAACCCGGAGAGGUUUGACGGGUGCGGUAUUUUGCUGGGCUCUGAGGGCUUUAACUCAGGGUCACAGUGCUGGGAUGUGGAGAUUGGGGAGAGUAAAGACUGGGCCCUGGGUGUGAUGAGCGAGUCUGUCCAGAGGAAGGGCGACGUUGGCGAUGCGAGAGGUCAGUGGGGAGUGGGGUGUAAUGAUGUCUACAUGGCAUGCGCACCGCCGGAAGAGACCAAGCUCACGGUGGAGCAGAAGCCCAAGAAGAUCAGGGUGCAGCUGGACUGGGACGGAGGAAAGCUGUCAUUCUCCGACCCAGAUAAUGGCGCACACCUGCACACUUUCACUCACACCUUCACCGAGAGAGUGUUUCCAUACUUUGUGUUCUUAGAUGACUCCUCUUACAAGAUCCUACCAAUGAAAUGUAGUACUAGUCUGAAUCCUCAAAGUUAGAGAUCAAUCAGUCUCUGUGUUACCAUGGAUGACUAGAACAUGGAACACUGAAUGUAGAAACGGGUAUCCUAGUUAAGAGUCAUCGGCAUGACUUAAAAACUACAAAAGUCUGCUUGUAAUGAUAUACCCCUGAGAAAUGUAUCAUUUGGGGUGAUGCUAUGACACUGAUUUGAUAUAUAAAGAUUUAAUUAAAUGGAAGUUUGUGU